GUAAGUUUAAGAAGGGUUUCAGCAAUUUCCACUAAACUGGAAAGACCUUGUAUUACAGGAAGCCACAGGGUUCUCAUUCAUGACUCAUUGCAGAAUGUCUCAAACAAGGAGAAUCCCCGGGCACUUUGUCUUCUCCAGCUACCCCAAUGGAGCACCAGAAGAGGAAACCUACAGUGAGCUCCAAACAAUUCCAGAUACCACACAGCAAAUGGAGUUUAAUAUCAGCUCAGCUACCCAGGUUGGCCAUCAGCUGGCCCUGAUUGGGGAUGAAUUUAACAGGAUUUACCACAGCAAGUUUGAAGACACACUGCUUCACCUGGCACAUAGGGUUGCUAUCAGUGUUUUCCGGACAUGGAGUAAUGUUAGAAGUGUAAUAAGCACCUGUGGAAAUACUUUGAAUACCAACUGGACCAAGAGGAUCACUGGUUAUGGAAGCUGGAUUUGCAGGCUUUCUUCCAGGUGCAUCUGCCAGAAGCUGGUGCCUGCAGCCUUGCUUGCCGUUGUGAUCUUUUGGUGGGCCAUGACUUACGGACUGCAGAAUUAA
Molecule: messenger RNA, 544 nt
Organism: Dryobates pubescens (Downy woodpecker)
Lineage: Eukaryota; Metazoa; Chordata; Aves; Piciformes; Picidae
Exons: 4
Coding region: 80-544 (154 amino acids)
Biological process (GO): regulation of apoptotic process
Source: RefSeq, a predicted model, not a curated record